UCUCUGUAAAGAGGACCCAGAGUCCCUUCAAAGGCCUUUCCAAAGAUGGCUGUUGGGGGGGGCCUCCCCAGGUCGGGCGAACCUGAGGCCAGUUGGGCCUCCCUGCCCCGGGCUUGCAUUUUCAGUGGCCUUAGUUACACAGAGCACCGGGGAGGGACUGUCCCUGGGAGAAGAGACCAAGACCCCCCAUCCUUCCUCCUGACGCUCAAGGAGGGAGGUGUGGCAGUAUGGCCCACAGGGGUCUAAACCAAUUACCACUGGGGGACAGAGACAGAGUCGGUGGACCGCCCCUCCCAGGGCCUGCUCCCAAGAGUAGAGAGGACAAUGGCUGUGGCUCGAAGGCCGUGACCUCCCGCGCUCACCACGACCCGGUCCUUUAGAGGGCACUCUUGGACCGUGGCAGAGGCGUCAUCCAGGGCCUGAUGUCGAAGGUCCUCCUGCUGUCUGGGCGGUAGAAUUCCCGUUUCAGCACAGCGAGGCCAGAGGCGGGCCAGGCCACCAGCCACCACUAGGGAUCCCAUCAACAAGCGGUCCGCCCCCUGCCCGCAGCCCCAGGGUGUGGCCCCGGGCAUUCGUGGGUGGGCAAGGUGGGGGGAGGCACGGAGGCUUCCCGGGGACACACGGGCUUCAAGAGCAGUUGGGUGCGUGAGGGAUCCCGCUUUCCAGGCUGGGGACGUUUCAGGGAGAGGGGCUGACAGCCUGGCUGUGCCACUCUCUCUUGUGUCGUUCGCUCCUCUCCCGCUGCCGCCUUACUGUCCAGGGCACCAGCCAGGCGGCCUUAGGCUUCCCAUCGAAGGUACCACCAGGCCGGCAGAGAGGUCGGGAGGAAAGCCUGCAGGGGGCCCUUCUCCUGGGCCCUGCCUCGGAGAGCUGGCUCCCCAGGGCCCCGGCUUUACCCUCUGGCACCGUCCCCUCCUCCCCUCGUUGUCCGUGCAUCUCCCAGCAAAGAAUAAUUCCCCCGGCCUGUCACGCUUGGGUCCCAAUUACGGCUCCCUCGGACGCCCACCGUGCGACGUGCAGUCUCGGGCAAUUUUCUCCGCCACUUGCCUCGAGCUUCAGUUUCCCCACCUGUAAAACCGGGAUAAUAACCUUUCUUUCUCUGGCUUGUGCCUGGCAGCCGGCAGGUGUCCAGCCGAUGGGAACCAAGUGGCAGUCUAUUUCUUUCGCCCAAGCCUCCAUCGAAGUGGCAAAGGUGUGGCAAAAGUGCCUCCUGCGUGCAAAACACAAAAAAGCCAUCCAAGGACCCCCACCCCCCACCUCCGCGCUGGAAAGGGAAGGAGAGACUAUCUCAAGGAGGUGCCCUAUUUAUGUGCUGACCACCACACGCUGUUCCGGGAUAUCAUGGAACCUGUGUUACCUCUUUUCUCUCCAACUUGACUGGAAGCUUCUCCGCAGCUGGACCCGGGCCCCACCGUCUCGUGCACGGUUUCCACAGCACCCUGCACAGAGCUACACGAACGCAAGGUGCUGGGGGUCCACACCUGUGCACUGAGGUGUGCGUGUGACCACAGGCCUUUGGGCUUCACAGGAGGGCAGUGUACAGUGGACAGAGGGAACCCAGAAACACCCUGGACCCCCAGCGAGCCAGAAGCAGGCCGUGCCGGCUGCAGAAGCCCUCCCACGACCCCCCUGGGAAAAUGUGGGAAGACGUUGCCCUGACCAGAGCACCCAGGAAGGGCUCCCAUGGUUCACUGCUUGCACGUGGAGAACGCUCUGGGGUCCCUCCCGGGAAGAUCCAAGCCUCUGCUGAAUUCCACAUUCCCCGUCGACGUACCCCGAGGUGAUUCCGGAACCGUCACCUUUUUAGGCCUCUCCAUGUUGACUUCCCUCUAUCGCCAUCGCCAACAGCUGGCGUGUUCCACAAGGUGGAUGGAUACCUCUGGCUCCUUCAACUCAUCCUUACCAGGGACAAUGGAGGCUUUGAUGGCCGGAACUGAGCCGGUGACAGCGGAUGCGUCUGUCAGGACCACACUGUUCGACUAUGAGUUCUCGCUGCCAUGUGAAAAAAUCAACGUCAAGGAGCUGGGGUCCCGCCUCUUGCCCCCACUGUACUCCCUGGUGUUCGUGGUUGGUCUGCUGGGCAACGCGAUGGUGGUGGUGAUCCUCACAAAGUACAGGAGGCUCCGGAUCAUGACCAACAUCUUCCUGCUCAAUUUGGCCAUUUCUGACUUGCUCUUCCUGUUCACGCUGCUGUUCUGGAUUCACUACAGCAGGUGGAACAAUUGGGUGUUCGGCCACUUCAUGUGUAAGCUCCUCUCCGGGCUUUACUACAUGGGCUUGUACAGCGAGAUUUUCUUCAUCAUCCUGCUGACCAUAGACCGGUACCUGGCCAUCGUCCACGCCGUGUUCGCCCUGCGGACCCGGACCGUCGCUUUCGGUAUCAUCAUGAGCGUCCUCACCUGGGGCCUGGCAGGGAUAGCAGCCCUCCCUGAAUUUAUCUUCCAUCAGUCCCAAAAUGAUGCUGAACAGUACAUCUGUUUGCCUCUUUAUCCAGGAGGCCAAGAGGAUAACUGGAAGCGUUUCCAUGCUCUGAGCAUGAACAUCCUCAGUCUGGCCCUGCCUCUGCUCAUCAUGGCCGUCUGCUACGCGGGAAUUAUUAGGACACUGCUGAGGUGCCCCAAUAAAACCAAGUACAAGGCCAUCCGGCUCAUUUUUGUCAUCAUGGUGGUCUUUUUCAUGUUCUGGACCCCCUACAACCUGGUCCUCCUUCUCUCUGCUUUCCAAACGAUCUUCUUUGAGGUCAGUUGUGAGCAGAGCAAAUGGCUCGAUGUGGCCAUGCAGGUGACAGAGGUGAUCGCCUACACGCACUGCUGCGUUAACCCCGUCAUCUAUGCCUUCGUCGGGGAGAGGUUCCGGGAGCACCUCAGCCACUUCUUCCGCAGGCACGUGGCCACCAACCUGGGCAAAUACAUCCCGUUCCUUCCCAGCGAGAAAUCAGACCGGGCCAGCUCUGGCUCCCCAUCAACGGGGGAACAGGAGCUCUCUUUUGUCUUUUAGGCCAGAUGCGGAAAAUUACCUAAAGCGGAUGAGCCGGGCAGAUGAAGGAAACACAUUAAGUCCAUCGCGUUGACCUUAGCGCCAGCCCUUUGAACUUCUAGCUCGAUGCCGAAACUUGUAAAGACAUUAAAGCGUAUACACAAUGGGGUCAGCAGACCCGUGUGCCCCGGGCGUUAACGGGGGUCACUAGUUAGUCAGUUCACUUGCCGUCCACACAGAAGUUUGCUCGGUUCUCGGAAGAGUUACAUCCAGUGUAAUGUACCCAAGUGUUAGCUAGUCACUAUAUGCAGCUAUGAGCAGGUAAAUCGUUUUAUAGUUUAAACCUUAACUUUAGCCAGCUGUUGCAUAAAUGAAACGUAUUUCACAAAAUACAAUAAAUCAGUCGCAAUACUUUUAA
Molecule: messenger RNA, 3394 nt
Organism: Lynx canadensis (Canada lynx)
Lineage: Eukaryota; Metazoa; Chordata; Mammalia; Carnivora; Felidae
Product: C-C chemokine receptor type 3-like
Exons: 5
Coding region: 1684-2997 (437 amino acids)
Biological process (GO): chemotaxis; immune response; inflammatory response
Cellular component (GO): membrane; cytoplasm
Molecular function (GO): C-C chemokine receptor activity
Source: RefSeq, a predicted model, not a curated record